Messenger RNA from Trifolium pratense (red clover), 1487 nucleotides. Its product is annotated as WAT1-related protein At5g07050-like. Gene Ontology annotation, molecular function: transmembrane transporter activity. Gene Ontology annotation, cellular component: plasma membrane. The transcript is spliced from 7 exons. Bases 143 to 1339 code for a protein of 398 amino acids. The record is from RefSeq and is a predicted model, not a curated record. NCBI's taxonomy places the organism in Eukaryota, Viridiplantae, Streptophyta, Magnoliopsida, Fabales, Fabaceae.
UGCUAUAACACACAUUGUAUAUAAAGAAAGGAACCUUCCCAUUGCAUGACUUAGGAAGAAAUUUACACAAAUCUUCCUCAAGAGUUCCUAUACCCUUUUAUAAACCUAAAGUCUAUCCUCAUUAAUCUCUCUAAAUCCUAAAAUGGGGACUGAAAAGCUUAGAUCUUGUGCAAACUUCCUAGAGAAUUCUAUGCCCUACUUUGCCAUGAUCCUUUUACAAUUUGGCUAUGCAGGCAUGAAUGUUAUAGCUAAGCUUUCUCUCAAUGGAGGCAUGAGUCACUAUGUCCUUGUUGUAUAUCGCCACGCUAUUGCAACUAUUGCUAUAGCUCCAUUUGCCAUUAUCUUUGAAAGGAAGGCUCAACCAAAGAUUACAUUUCCCAUUUUCAUACAAAUUUUCCUCCUAGCUCUUCUUGGGCCAGUGAUAGAUCAAAACUUAUACUAUGCUGGGUUGAAAUUAACAUCCCCAACCUUCUCAUGUGCAAUCAGCAAUAUGCUACCAGCAAUGACAUUUGUGAUUGCGGUUUUAUGCCGGAUGGAAAAGAUCAACAUGAAGAAGUUGAGAUGCCAAGCAAAGGUAAUUGGAACAAUGUUAACUGUGGCUGGAGCAAUGUUGAUGACCUUAUACAAAGGUCCUAUUGUGGAGUUGUUUUGGACUAAAGAUACACUUCAUAGUAAAAACAAUACAUCAAACAUCACAACAUCCUCAAGCAAGGAUACUUGGCUCUUAGGCUCCACUUUGCUAAUUAUUUCAACUUUGGCAUGGGCAUCCCUCUUUGUUUUACAAGCUAAAGCUAUAGAAACAUACAAGAAUCAUCAACUUACACUCACAUCACUUAUAUGUUUCUUUGGUACGCUUCUAGCUUUUGCUACCACUUUGGUUAUGGAACAAAAAGCUUCUGUAUGGACAAUUGGUUGGGAUAUGAAUUUAUUAGCUUCUGCCUAUGGGGGGAUUGUUGCAUCAAGUAUAUCAUACUACGUACAAGGAUUGGUCAUAAAAAAGAAAGGGCCUGUUUUUGCAACUUCAUUUAGCCCUUUGAUGAUGAUCAUUGUAGCAAUCAUGGGAUCCUUCUUCCUUGCAGAGCAUAUUUUUCUUGGAAGUGCAAUUGGUUCCAUCUUGGUUGUGACAGGCUUAUAUUCUGUUUUGUGGGGAAAGCACAAAGAACAAGUGGAAAUGAAAGUGGCGCCAGAUGAUGAAAAACCGUUGCCUACAAAGAGUGCUCGGUUAAAUGGAAAUAUAGGGAAACUUUCUGAAUCCAUUGAUCAACUUAGUGAAGCAAAAUCAUUUCAGAAAGUAGAACCAAACAUUUCAGUAGUUAUUAUUAAUUGCACCAUAAGUUAACCAAAGGCAUAAGCAAUCUAAAAUAUUUGCAUAUGUGAACUAUAAAUUGGACUAAAAAUGAUGAAAUUUUCUUUGGCUAAGCAACAUUUUAAUAUGUUGUUACCCUAUUGAAACAUUUGAUGAAUUUGCUUAGUUGUUGUGUGGUGAA